Didymodactylos carnosus is the source of this 529-nucleotide messenger RNA. The record is from the annotation of a GenBank genome assembly. NCBI's taxonomy places the organism in Eukaryota, Metazoa, Rotifera, Eurotatoria, Philodinida, Philodinidae.
ACUAGAUUUUGAUUAUAAUGGUAAUUCACCAUUACAUAUAGCAUGUAAAUAUGGUCACAAAACACUUUCUGAAAUGUUUUUGAAUGCUAUGAUUGAAGCUGAACCUGAUUCACUAGAAUAUCUUUUAAAACAAAACAGCAAAUCAAACACUAUGGGUGGUACAGCAUUACAUGAAGCUACAAUGAACGGUCACACCGACAUUUUGAAAUCGAUAAUUCAGACAAUAAAACUAAGCCCUGUUAAAGAAAUUAAAAAAUUUCUUGAUUAUAAAUGUAAAAAUAAUGAUGGACAAACACUUUUACACAUGGCUUGUGCGAAAGGUCAUAUGGAAAUAGUUAAAUAUUUAAUAGAAGACGAAUGUGCGGAUGUUAAUUCAUUUGAUAAUAAACGUGUUACACCCAUUUAUUUGGCAUGUGAAAACGGAUGUUUACCAGUUGUUAAAAAUUUAUUAGAUUACACAAAUGCUGAUGCAACUAUUCGUAAUGCAAGAAGUUAUAAUUGCUUAGAUAUAUCAAUAGAAAGUCAUUAG